This is a messenger RNA of Exophiala xenobiotica, 3086 nucleotides long. RefSeq lists its product as uncharacterized. Bases 1 to 2997 code for a protein of 998 amino acids. The transcript is spliced from 2 exons. Lineage: Eukaryota; Fungi; Ascomycota; Eurotiomycetes; Chaetothyriales; Herpotrichiellaceae. The record is from RefSeq and is a predicted model, not a curated record.
AUGGCGGCCUUGAUCGUGUUGUUCGCAGUGCUCUGCUCUUGCUGGCAGGUAUAUGCGCAGCAGCCUCUGAUAACGUUCAAUCAGUCGGCUGGCGCUCUCCUUCUCGCCGAUGGUUCAACCGCACCGACUAUACUCGUGAGCAACGAUGAAUGGGCUGGCGUGAGAAGGGCGGCAGAAGACUUUGCACAAGAUGUCGGACGAGUCACUGGGGUAAAUGGCACGGUGACAUCUUUCAAUUCCAGCUUUGCCACGAGUUCUUCAUCACCUGUUGUCAUUGCAGGCACAGUAGGGAAAUCGAGUCUCAUUAGCCAGUUGGUGCAACAAGGGAAGAUCAACGUCGACGCCACACGAGGACAAUGGGAAGCGUACCAGAUCCAAGUGGUAACAAGUCCAAUCAAGGGCGUCCAGAGUGCCGUCGUCAUCGCUGGCGCAGACAAAAGGGGCACCAUCUAUGGCAUUUAUGAUUUGUCUGAGCAGAUGGGUGUGUCACCUUGGUAUUGGUGGGCCGAUGUGGCCGCCAUGCCUCAGCAUUCGGUCUACAUCAUGAACACCACUAAGAUUCAACCUUCACCAUCAGUCAGAUAUCGGGGAUUCUUCUUGAACGACGAACAGCCGGCUCUGACCAAUUGGAUCAAUACUCGAUACGCCCCAGGCAAGUAUGGACCUGGUUUCAACCACCUAUUCUAUUCUACGGUCUUUGAGCUGCUGCUUCGUCUACGAGCAAAUUACCUCUGGCCGGCUCAGUGGGGCUCGAUGUUCGACGUUGACGACCCUCUUAAUCCAGCCACUGCUGACGAAUAUGGUAUCGUAAUGGGAACUAGCCACACUGAACCCAUGAUGAGGGCAACCAAUGAACAGAGCAAAUUCAUGAACGGCACAUGGGCAUGGGCUACAAAUCGUGCCAACGUUACAGAGUUCAUGCGACAGGGCGCAGAAAGAGCAAAGCCGUACGAGUCAUUGUAUACAAUGGGUAUGCGCGGUCUUGGAGACGUCGCCUCCCCUACGCUCAAUUCCAGCAGCCUGGAGACGAUCGUCAACGUCCAACAAGGUCUCCUUCGCGAAGUUUACAAUAUCUCCAAUGUUUCCGCCAUUCCUCAGAUGUGGUGUCUCUACAAAGAGGUGGGAGGGUAUUUUGCGGACGGUAUGGAUGUGCCAGAGGAUAUAACACUAUUGUGGUCCGAUGACAAUUGGGCAAAUAUGCAGAGACUGCCACUGUCAAACGAGACUGGGCGGUCUGGUGGUGCCGGAAUUUAUUAUCAUGCUGACUAUGUUGGCGACCCAAGAGACUACAAAUGGAUUGACACAAAUUCCUUGCAAAAGUACUGGAGUGAACUGCAGCAGGCAUACGACCGACAGGCACGCACAAUUUGGAUACUAAAUGUCGGAGAUUUGAAGCCUAUGGAGGUGCCCAUCGGCUACUUCUUGUCCGCAGCAUACGAUGCUCCAUCUCUGGCUUCUCCAAACAGCACCUAUACUUGGCUCAGUCAAUGGGUGGCCCGCCAAUUUGGAUCAGAAAUCGCAGACACAACAGCCACCAUCCUGCUCAAUUAUUCAAUGUAUGCAGCAAGGAGGAAGUAUGAGCUCGUUGACCCAACGACUUACAGCAUCAUCAACUACAACGAAGCCGGCAAUGUACUGCAGCAAUGGACAGACCUGGUCAACGCCGCUUCGAAGAUCUACAAUCAGCUCGAUACGUCUCUUCAGCCAUCAUACUUCGAGUUAGUCCUUCACAAGUGCAUGGCUGGGUACAUUGUGUACUCAAUCCACGUCAAUGCGGCGAGAAACAAUCUUUAUGAGGAGCAAGGAAGAUCAAGCACGAACGCACUGGCUCAGACAGUGCUCAAUAACUUUGCUCAGGACCAUGCCCUGACGCAGAGGUACCAUCAGCAGCUGAAUGGUAAAUGGAACCACAUGAUGGACCAGACACAUCUGGGUUAUUACUACUGGCAGCAGCCGAUGCGUAACAGUCUCCCUCCACUUGGGUAUGUCCAGCAGCAAGAGAUCGCUGCAUCGGGUCAAUUGGGCGUGACCUGCGACGGUAACAACGGCACAGUCCCCGGCGACGACGUGUACCACACCCUUUCGAGCAACGUCCUUACUCUGCCACCCAUGGAUCCCUAUGGGCCUUCACGAUGGAUUGAACUGUUCUCUCGCGGCACGGACGCCGUCAACUUCAAAGUUUCAAGUGAGCCGCACAUCACGGUUACUCCAUCGAGCGGCGUCCUCCAAGCCAACGGCAACAGCACUGACAUCCGCUUGACUGUGUCUGUCGACUGGACCCAUGCGCCAAAUGGGUCUACAAUUUCGACCAUCAACAUCACCACCACGACACCCACGGGCAAAUACUUGAACGGCACCUACCCAUACGGCAACUUCAACAUGCCACAGCUCAGCGUCCCGGUCAAUAAGACCUCGGUCCCAACCUCCUUCCACGGCUUUGUCGAGUCUGACCGCACCAUCUCGAUAGAGCCAGAACAUUUCUCGGCCAACGUCUCUGCUAAUGGCAAUGGCAAUGGCACCGGCUCGGCAUACUACCAGGUCAUCCCGAGCUACGGACGGACAUUAUCAGGUGUAGGCCUCCUCCCGUUCACAGCACCGUCUCAGCACGCGACAACAUCGACCUCUCCGAAGCUGGUCUACAACUUCUACACUUUCACACCAAACGUGACAAACGCAAAUCUCACCCUCUAUGCCGGUACGGCUAUGAACACGGACCCUUCGCGCCCGCUGAAAUACGCCGUGAGCAUUGACGAUGCAGCUCCGAAGACCAUACAGCCAAAUCCACUCACGCACCUCUGGCCAUUGCCAGAUAUGUGGGAUGGCAUGGUCGCCAAUGCCGCCAUGACCAACACUACAACCCAUGACCUCGGCAAGCCGGGUGCCCACACCCUGAAUCUGUGGCUACUGGAGCCAGGACUCAUUGUGCAGAAACUGGUCCUUGAUCUAGGAGGUGUGAGGGAGAGCUAUCUAGGUCCUCCUGAGAGCAGGAUUGUCUGAUGUUGCUGUGCUGCCCGGCGGUGCAACCAAGGGACAGCUUUUCCCGUCUCCUUUUGGUGGGCAUAUAACGGAAGACUAAGCACUGUUCA